UUAAUGCAUUAAAUUACUCUACUUGGAUGGAGUAAUAAUAUUGGAUCUCCUCACUUUCUCCUCCCACUUAAAAGAGAGAACAAGAAUAUAUCAGCCCCACCUCCAUUUCCAUUCCUUCCUCUCACCCCAAGAAAUAAAUCCACAUAGAUUUGUUUCUUAGAUUAGACACAUUGCAUUUGUACUCCUGAGUUGAACACAUCUACACUUACCAAUUUUUAUCCAAAUCAAUGAGAACACAUCUAGGACUACAAUAAAGUUCAGCCUUCUCUAUUAUUCUUUUACAUUUUUGCUGAGAUCUGGUGUAGGCUUGAAAGUGAUGGGGAAGCUGGUGGAGAUUGGAGUUGUGUUUUGUGUUUUGUUUGUUUUGAGUAGAUGGGUCGCUGAAAGUUCCGAACUUGAUGCAUUUUUCAAUAGGAAUAGCAGCUCAGAUGUGUCAUUCUUGGAGUCCAUGUCGCAUUUGGAGUCUGUUUAUGGAGUUGCUGCUGCUGCUGUUCCUCCCGAUGCUCUCAUGGUGGCUCUCACUCUUGUUCAGGGAGCUGCUGCCAAAGGGGCUGUUUGUUUGGACGGAACGCUACCGGGCUAUCACUUGCAUCGUGGGUUUGGGACUGGAGCAAAUAGUUGGCUCAUCCAGCUAGAGGGUGGAGGCUGGUGCAACAAUUUACGAUCAUGUAUUUACCGUAAGAAGACACAUCGUGGGUCAUCUACAUUAUUUGAGAAGCAAAUUCCAUUCACAGGGUUACUUAGCAACAAGGCUGAAGAAAAUCCAGACUUUUUUAAUUGGAAUAGAGUAAAGGUUCGCUAUUGUGACGGUGCUUCCUUUGCCGGGGACAGUGAAAAUAAGGCUGCAGGUUUGCAGUUUAGAGGGCAACGGAUAUGGAGGGCUGCAGUUGAAGACCUGAUGUCAAAGGGCAUGCACAAUGCGAAUCAAGCUCUUCUCUCGGGUUGCUCCGCUGGUGGUUUGGCCUCUAUAUUGCAUUGUGAUGAAUUUCGAGGUUUAUUUCCUGGAAGUACCAAAGUGAAGUGCUUGAGUGAUGCCGGAUUAUUCAUGGACGUUGCUGAUGUAUCUGGUGGACGGACAAUGAGAAGUUUCUUUGCUGGCGUUGUUAGCUUGCAGGGUGUUAAAGAAAACCUGCCAAGCACUUGCACCGACCACUUGGAUCCAACUUCAUGUUUCUUCCCUCAGAAUCUGAUUUCCAGCAUCAAAACCCCCUUGUUUAUUCUCAAUGCUGCCUAUGAUUCAUGGCAGGUCCAAGAAAGCUUGGCUCCUGCAACGGCUGAUCCUCAAGGCAACUGGCAUGAUUGUAAAUUGAAUAACGAACGAUGCUCAGCAUCGCAGAUCCAAUUUCUACAGGAUUUCAGGAAUCAUAUGGUGAGUGCAGUUCGAGGCUUUUCAGGCUCGAAACAGAAUGGAUUAUUUUUAAAUUCUUGUUUCGCUCACUGCCAGUCGGAAAGGCAGGAUACUUGGUUUGCCGAUGAUUCUCCCAUAAUUAACAACAAGCCCGUUGCGCUUGCUGUUGGAGAUUGGUACUUCGAUCGAGCUACUGUCAAGGCUGUCGACUGUGCAUACCCAUGUGAUAGAACCUGUCACAAUCUGGUAUUCAAAUAGACCAGGAUAGUUAUUCUGCCUCUAUUUUUAAAGCUAAAACUUAAUCAUUUGUUAUAUAAGUAUGAUUAUUGUUUGAGCUCCCAUUGAUGCUGUUGUUACUGUAACUUCCAAGGCAAUAAUACCUCAAUUGCCAUCUAUGAUUAUCAUUGUAUUCUGAAUACUUGUACCCUUCCAUAAGAAUGAAGAGGAAUUUCAUUA
Salvia hispanica is the source of this 1804-nucleotide messenger RNA. Its product is annotated as Pectinacetylesterase family protein. Gene Ontology annotation, biological process: cell wall organization. NCBI's taxonomy places the organism in Eukaryota, Viridiplantae, Streptophyta, Magnoliopsida, Lamiales, Lamiaceae. The record is from RefSeq and is a predicted model, not a curated record. Gene Ontology annotation, molecular function: pectin acetylesterase activity. Gene Ontology annotation, cellular component: plant-type cell wall.